CGAAAGCAUUUGCUCAAGAUGUUAAUACUUCAAUUCUAAUGGGUGCACGACAUUCGAAAAUCGAUGACCUAAAAUUGCCAGAGAAUCAAGUCCUUCCACCAAUGAAAUGUGACAUAACCUCUCAAGAUGAAGUCUUAAAAACAUGUGGGGGAGCUAAUAUAAUUGUAAAUUUAGUUGCAAUAAUGUAUGAAAACCCUCCAAAAUAUACUUUUGAAAACGUGCAGCAUUUAGGUGCAAGAAAUGUUGCGGUAGCUGCCAAGCAAAAUGAUGCACAAUUGAUUCAUAUUAGUGCUAUUGGUGCAGAUCCUAAGAGCGAGGUUCCUUACGCUAGAACUAAAGGAUUGGCUGAGGUUGCAAUAUGCGAAAUAUAUCUGAUAGCAACUAUUAUAAGACCAAGCAUUGUUUUUGGACCCGAAGAUGAUUUCUUUAAUAGGUUCUCAAAAUUAGCUAGAUUAUUACCAUUCGUGCCAGUUUUCGGUGGUGGAUCUACAAAAUUUCAACCUGUAUAUAUAGGGGAUUUGGCAAUGGCUGCUGCUAAAGCAAACAAUCAAUCUCUUAAGUUUCAAGGAAAAGUUUUUGAAAUUGGUGGCCCAAAAGGUAAUAAGAAGUUAAAUUGA
This is a messenger RNA of Dentiscutata heterogama, 617 nucleotides long. Lineage: Eukaryota; Fungi; Glomeromycota; Glomeromycetes; Diversisporales; Gigasporaceae. The record is from the annotation of a GenBank genome assembly.